Lactuca virosa is the source of this 348-nucleotide messenger RNA. Lineage: Eukaryota; Viridiplantae; Streptophyta; Magnoliopsida; Asterales; Asteraceae. The record is from the annotation of a GenBank genome assembly.
AUGUCUCCGUAUUCAUCUGAUCGGGUAAUGAAAGAGAGGUUGUGGGAGGUUAAAGGUUGCUUAACCCGAUGGAAGGAAGCACUUUUGGUGCUUGACUGGACCGAAGAAGGAAAGGGGAAGGAAACCAGCGGGGCUGCUGGUGGUCUCGGUGGGUGCAACGCGGGGCUGCUCAAGCAGCUUCUCGACUACUUGCUUCUGCUCCGGCAAUGGAUCACGAAGGGAAAGGGGAAGGUUGGUCUGAGAGGAUCAAGGAAGCAGCAACAAGUCAGGUGCAGGGGAGAUGCGAAGGAGGCUGUUGCCUUCUUGACUGUCGGAAAACUCCACCUCCAGUGGAUAUUUAUUAACUGA